Molecule: messenger RNA, 3360 nt
Organism: Papilio machaon (common yellow swallowtail)
Lineage: Eukaryota; Metazoa; Arthropoda; Insecta; Lepidoptera; Papilionidae
Gene: Edem2
Product: ER degradation-enhancing alpha-mannosidase-like protein 3
Exons: 10
Coding region: 142-2730 (862 amino acids)
Biological process (GO): endoplasmic reticulum mannose trimming; mannose trimming involved in glycoprotein ERAD pathway; carbohydrate metabolic process
Cellular component (GO): endoplasmic reticulum; membrane
Molecular function (GO): calcium ion binding; mannosyl-oligosaccharide 1,2-alpha-mannosidase activity
Source: RefSeq, a predicted model, not a curated record
AUUUCAUAUUAAUUUAGCAAUGUAAACUUGCCAUUUUUAACCAAACGAAUUAUUAAUAAUUUUAUUUGUGUUUACUCUUAUGACAUUAUUAAUUAUUAUUACUUCUAAGAGUACUAGUCAUAUAAAAAUAUUGUGAUAGUAAUGGCAUAUUGUCCAGUCCUGUUAGUUUUUAUUUUAGCAUUCGUUUGUGUAAGCACUGAAGAUGAACCUGUUCCCUCACAGAUGACAAAAGCAGAGAGGAUUCAACUAAGGGAGGAGGCAAGAAGCAUGUUCUACCAUGCUUACGAUGCCUACAUGGAUAAUGCAUAUCCAGCGGAUGAGUUGAUGCCGCUCAGCUGUAAGGGUCGAUGGCGAGGAGUUACGCCCAGUCGGGGAGAUAUGGAUGAUGUACUUGGAAAUUUCUCGCUGACAUUGGUGGACAGUUUGGACACGUUGGUGGUGAUGGGUGAUUUCUCCGAGUUCAACCGUGCGGUGAGGCUCGUGUUGCGUGACGUCAGCUUCGACCAUGACAUCAUCGUCUCUGUCUUCGAGACCAACAUACGGAUGCUCGGGGGUUUGUUGUCCGCUCACGUGUUAGCGACUGCGUUGCGAAGCGAAGUGCCCAUAUUGCGCUGGUAUGAUGGACAGCUGCUAGCUUUGGCCGCGGACCUGGGCCGGAGGCUGCUACCUGCAUUUAACACCUCCACUGGCAUACCGCAUGGACGGGUGAAUCUCCGACAUGGUCUCCGGGGCCUCUCGGAAUCCAGGGAGACAUGCACGGCGUGUGCAGGUACCAUGAUCUUGGAGAUGGCGGCACUUUCCCGUCUCACCGGAGAUCCAGUCUUCGAGCAGAAGGCGCAUCGGGCCAUGGAUAGACUCUGGAUGAUCAGGCACAGGACAUCCGACCUGAUGGGUACAGUGAUCAACAUCCACUCUGGUGAUUGGGUGCGCAAGGACUCUGGUGUUGGUGCAGGCAUCGACUCCUACUACGAGUACUGCCUCAAAGCUUACAUAUUGUUGGGUGAUGAGAAGUACCUCGCACGAUUCACUCGUCACUACAACGCUGUCAUGAAGUACAUCAGCAGACCUCCGGUCAUGCUCGCAGUGCAUAUGCACAGGCCUCACCUGCAGUCGCGCAACUUUAUGGACGCGCUGCUGGCGUUCUGGCCGGGGCUCCAGGUGCUGCUGGGGGACGUGCGCCCCGCCGUCGAGACACACGAGAUGCUCUACCAGGUCAUGCAGCGCCACACGUUCAUACCUGAAGCGUUCACAUCGGAUCUCCAGGUGCAUUGGGGCCAGCACCCUUUGCGUCCGGAGUUCCUGGAGUCGACGUACUUCCUCCACCGAGCGACCGGCGACGACCACUACCUGCACGUGGGCAAGAGCGUGCUGCGCGCGCUGCAGCGGCACACGCGCGUGCCCUGCGGGUACGCGGCCGUCAACGACGUGCGCACGCGCGUCCACGAGGACCGCAUGGACUCCUUCGUGCUCGCGGAGACCUUCAAGUACCUGUACAUGCUGUUCGGCGAGGACCGCGACCUGCCGGUGCACCUCGAGGACUACGUGCUCACCACAGAGGCGCACUUCCUGCCCCUCGCCCUCGCCACCGACGGACUCGACUCCACCCUCGCGCUCAACAUCGACGACCAAGACGAGGACAAAUACGUAAAGACUUGCCCGAGCACGUGGUCGCUGGAGGCGUCGAGCGUGCGCCGGCCGCUGCGCACUCUGCUGGGCGGCGCCGGGCGGCCCCCGGCGCGCCCUCGCCCCCUCACCGACCCGCGCCAGCUGCUCGCCCUCGCCGACAUGGGCAUCUCCGUCCUCACAUUGCCCGACGGCCGCGUGCAGCUGCUCUACACAGUCGCCACGGCGAAAUCAUCAAAGGAGGCGUCGGAGGGUAUGACGUUCAUGCGUGAGAUGUCCAAGUGGAACACGCUGAGCGACACCGAGAACGGUGUGGUGGCGGCGGGCGUGGCGACGUCGGAGCGCGUGCUGGCCGCCGGGCCCGCGCACUUCGGCCGGCAGGUGACGGGCGGCGAGCGGCUGCGCGGCGUACCCCUGCUCGCCGAGCCCCCGGAGGCGUGCUCGGCGCUCGCCAACGCGCCCGCGCUCGCCGGCAUGUUCGGUGUGGCGCGUCGCGGCCAGUGUACGUUCGCCCAGAAGGCGCGCAACCUGCAGGCCGCCGGCGCCCGCCUCGCCAUCGUGCUCGACAACAUCGACGGCACCUCCUACGGCUCCACCGCACUCUUCGCCAUGUCCGGGGACGGCAUCGACGACAUACAAAUCCCGACGGUCUUCCUCUUCUCGCAGGAGGCAGAUCAUCUGCUGGACCGAAUGAAGUCUGAUCCCGAGAUGGUGGUGUCCGUGGGGGAGUUGGAGUCGCUGAAGCGACUGGAGAGUUGCUCGGAGGGCGCGUGCGAGGCGCUGCUGCAGCCGGCCGGCGCGCCUCCCCACGCGCCUCCCCACGCGCACACCUUCGACCACCUCAAGAGCGUGCUGAGCCAGCUGGUGGCGCAGUUCGAGUUGUCGCUGGCGGGCGAGGAGGCGGGCGAGGAGGCGGCCGAGCCGUGCGCCGACGGCGACUCCUCGGACCUGUACGUCACCAAAACCAAGUUCGUGAACGACGAAAGCCGCGCCGAAGCGCUGCACAAUAAUUGCUCGGGCGAGGGGAGCUGUGCCGGCACGACGGAGGAUAGCCAAGGAGAUGAAGGCGCGCAGGGACAAGGCGAAGGCGAUGACGAGGGGUUCUGACGUCGGCAGGCGUCCGGGUGGGCGCGGCUGAGCGCCUGCGAGCCCGACCUCUGCGCCCUGUUGUGGAUGAAAACGAACACUAAGUCCAGUCUACGUGCCUUUUACGAAUGUUUUCCGCACUACCUGCUCUAGACAUGCAAUCAAUACUUACUUUUACAUUCGUAAUCCAUUGAAAAUUAUAAUGUAAAUUUUUAUCAUUUAAAAUAAAAUAGUAAUAUAUACAUUGACAUCGGUUCAUAGUGGUCAUGAUGUGUUGUGAAAUUGUAAAAGUGUCAACAUGUGGUGUGCAGAGUAUGCGGUGUGGCUUUUGUGAUAUAUAUGACAGGGGGAAGCAGGGAGAGGCAGGCGCUCUUGUACAUAGUUGAUCUCUGCUUUCCAUCCUAACAUGUAAUAUUUGAUGUGGAAAUUGAAGACAAUAAUUAACAUAACUACAGACCCAAUACAUUAAACUUCAUCCAAACACAAUCAUGAAUUUCAUACGAGACAGUCAUUUCAUAUGCACAUCAAUACAAAUAGUUUAUUUCAUGUAUAUAUUAUUACUGGUAUUACAUUGACAGUAGUAACAGAUAGGUUUACUCUUUUAUAAAAAAAAAAACACUAAAGAAAUACAUAGGUUAUAUAAAUAAAAUA